UGCAAGCCGCUUCAAUACAUGCUCCACACAGCUUCACUGAACCCGACUGCGACAUCUACCCUGGAAGGAUUUAAUGUUACUUUCGUGUUGGAAUAACUUUCCUGCCCCUUUUUGCGCCUUUUGGGGUCGAUUUCACCCCGUCUUCUUCCGCCGAGAGUUUUAAAAUCUUACACACACACACAAAAAAAAGCUUCACAAUAAGGACAAGAGGGCAGCGGUUAGACAUCAUCAUCAUCAUGCCGCUGAAUUCAAGUUUGGCGAGUAAAAACUAUGACUACGAUUACGACUCUCUGCAACCGUAUUUCUACUAUGACAACGAGGAGGAGGAUUUCUACCCUCAGCAGCUUCAGCCUCCGGCGCCGAGCGAAGACAUCUGGAAGAAAUUUGAGCUGCUGCCGACCCCUCCCCUCUCUCCCAGCCGCCGGCCGUCCCUGUCAAGCCUCUUCCCCUCUACGGCGGAUCAGCUGGAGAUGGUGACCGAGUUCCUGGGCGACGACGUGGUCAAUCAGAGCAUCAUCUGCGACGCCGACUACUCCCAGACCUUCCUCAAAUCCAUCAUCAUCCAGGACUGCAUGUGGAGCGGCUUCUCGGCUGCUGCUAAGCUGGAGAAGGUGGUUUCCGAGCGGCUUGCCUCCCUUCAUGCAGCCAGGAAGGAGUCGUCAUCGUCGGCUGCUGCUGUGGUUGACAGCUCGGAGCCCGCCGGUGCAGCCACCUGGAGGUUGAACAGCAGCUACCUGCAAGAUCUGAACACAUCUGCAUCGGAGUGCAUUGAUCCAUCGGUGGUGUUCCCUUACCCAAUAGCUGAGACCCCCAAACAGAGCAUAGUGACACCGCCUAGUAAGGAUUUGGGCUUGGACACGCCACCAAACAGCGGCAGCAGCAGUUGUAGUGACUCAGAAGAUGAGGAUGGAGAUGAGGAGGAGGAUGAUGAUGAGGAGGAAGAAGAAGAGGAGGAAGAAGAGGACGAGGAGGAGGACCAGGAGGAAGAGGAGAUCGACGUGGUGACAGUGGAGAAGAGACAGGCGGUGAAAAGGUGCGACCCUAACCCAGCGGAGAGCCGGCAUCCCAGCCCGCUCGUGCUGAAGCGGUGCCACGUCUCCACCCACCAGCACAACUACGCCGCCCAUCCAUCCAUGAGGCACGAGCAGCCGGCUGUCAAGAGGCUGAAGCUGGAGAGCAGCAGCAGCAGCAACAGCGGAGGCAGCAGCAGCAGCAGCGGCGGCCACAGCAGGGUCCUCAAACAGAUCAGCAGCAACCGCAAGUGUUCAAGCCCCCGGACGUCUGACACGGAGGACUAUGACAAGAGAAGGACUCAUAACGUACUGGAGCGCCAGAGGAGGAACGAGCUCAAGUUGAGCUUCUUCGCGCUGCGGGACGAGAUCCCCGAGGUGGCAAACAACGAGAAGGCGGCCAAAGUGGUGAUCCUGAAGAAGGCGACAGAGUGCAUUUACAGCAUGCAGACGGACGAACAGAGACUCCUCUCACUCAAAGAGCAGCUGAGGAGGAAAAGCGAACUUUUAAAGCAGAGACUUGCACAGCUGCAGGGCUCUCGUGCUUGAAAAAAAUAAGUUUUGAAUGAUCAUCAUAGACAUUUUUUUCGCAUUUCUUUUUUUUAUGCAAGUUCAAAACUUUAGGGUGUACAGUUGUUGUUGCAUGCAAAUGCAAAAAAAAGCGGAUUAAGUUUGGAAUCGUGUUUGAUUUCAAUGUUGAAACUGCCUCAAUUGAAGUUAUGGGUGGAUUAAAUAUUUAAAGUUUAUUUUUAUUAAUGAAAUAUUAAAAAUGGGGUUUUCCUGUUGUGAAGGGGCCCAAACUAAAAUAUACAUUUUUAUGUUUUGUAUAUAAUUAAUAUUUCCUAAGAAAAUGUAUUUUUGGAUCUCAAUUUGUCUGGAUGUUUCAGACCCAGUGUUUGGUUUUUUCCAUUAUGUUAGAUUCUUUUUGAAAUAUAAAAAAAAAAAAACAUGU
Molecule: messenger RNA, 1962 nt
Organism: Scomber japonicus (chub mackerel)
Lineage: Eukaryota; Metazoa; Chordata; Actinopteri; Scombriformes; Scombridae
Gene: myca
Product: MYC proto-oncogene, bHLH transcription factor a
Exons: 3
Coding region: 237-1559 (440 amino acids)
Biological process (GO): positive regulation of cell population proliferation; regulation of transcription by RNA polymerase II
Molecular function (GO): protein dimerization activity; RNA polymerase II cis-regulatory region sequence-specific DNA binding; DNA-binding transcription factor activity, RNA polymerase II-specific
Source: RefSeq, a predicted model, not a curated record